Molecule: messenger RNA, 2591 nt
Organism: Schistocerca americana (American grasshopper)
Lineage: Eukaryota; Metazoa; Arthropoda; Insecta; Orthoptera; Acrididae
Product: piggyBac transposable element-derived protein 3-like
Exons: 2
Coding region: 1034-1717 (227 amino acids)
Source: RefSeq, a predicted model, not a curated record
UUCUAGACACUUUUUAAAUAUUGUGUCACUAUGUCUGGCUUUUUGACUGAUGCUGACCUAGAACAUAUUAUGAAUUUACCCGAUAAUGAGAUCAAUGCAUCCAUUGAUGUCCCUGAUGGGGAUAUAUCAGAUGUUGGGGACGAAGAUAAAGAUGAAACUGUCGAAACUGAUGAAAGUUCUCAAGCUAUUUCCGAAGCAGCUGUCACGAAUUUCAUUCAGAUGGUGGAAAAGGAGGAUGGAACUGAAAUUUCGGCAAUUAGAGAGGAGCAAGAGAUAGAAUAUGAAUUUCCAAAGGCUGUUGUAGUCAGGAGUGGUAAAGUUAUUAAUUCUCAACCAAAAUCAGAUGUAAGCGACAACAAUACAAAUGAAGGAGUGUACUGUCUGCCAUCGGGUUCCCCUAAAUGGCAGGCAACACCGCAUAACAGCCACGCUAUGAGGGAAACAAACUGACAGCCAAACAGGCGAAGACAUCAGGUAAACACGCCAAAGAUUCCAGUCGAUUAAUAGGAACCUUUCCUUGCAGAGGUCGCCGCGACAUAUCUGGCCACUGAUUCCUACGCCAGGUUUCUAUUGGCUCCAGCUCACUAUAUAGGCCUGGCCGGUCGAAGGCAGACCAGUCUUUGUCCGCUGUUAAUGGCAACCGCUAUAGCAGAGUCUCCGAAAAGAUAUCACCGAAGCCGCUGUACUGCACCGUCGAUCUUAGUACCAGCCGACCAAGAGGAACCACAUCUCCAGCUAGAUCAAUGGACGUCUACAUCUAUUGUACAGCCAGCUAUUGUAUUGUAGAAGAAGUUACUUUCAAUAAACUGUUGGAGAAUACAACAAGGAGCACCAUCUACACGUGAGCAGCAGCAGCAGCAGCAGCCAAGUAAAACAUAGAUGUAAGCGUGGUGAUUAUAAAUUUAGAAAAACUGAUUUUGUGGUACAAGACACAGAAUGGAAAGGAUCACUUCCACCACCACUAAUUGCUGAGCAGUCCAAUAUCUAUGCUUUGCAGAAAGAUUCAGUUUCUUUGCAGACGAGCAAAAAUGAAAUGGAGCAGUUUGUUGGUAUUUUACUGCACAUGGCCAUAAUCAAAAUGGCUUCCAUUCAUUUAUACUGGUUGAAUGAGUAUAGGUAUUCACCAAUAGCUGAUGUGAUGAGCAGAACUCGCUUCUUCCAGCUACUGUUGUAUUUCCAUGUUGUCAAUAAUCAAGACUUUCCUGAAGCUAAUAGUAAUCAUGACAAACUCUUCAAGAUUCGCCCACUUUUAUCUGCAUUGCAGUCAUCAUUGAAGACACUCCCUCCAGAACAAUACCAAGCUGUUGAUGAACAGAUAAUACCAUUCAAGGGUAGAAGCAGUUUGAAACAGUACGUAAGAAAUAAGCCUCACAAGUGGGGCUACAAAUCUUUUACAAGAGCUGGUGCUUCAGGCAUGAUGUAUGAUUUUGAAAUUUAUGUUGGCAAAAACACCUACAGUGAUAGAGGAUUAGGUUUGUCUGGGAAUAUUGUUUUGGCAUUGGCGGAAACAUUGCCAGAGAAACAGCAUUUCAAAGUGUUUGCUGAUAGUUGGUUUUCGUCUAUACCAUUAGCAAUUGCCCUGAAAGAAAGGGGCAUUGAAUUGUGUGGCACUAUCAGGACAGACAGGAUGGGAAAAUGUCCCUUGAAAACUGAAGUGGAGCUCAAGAAAACUGGACGUGGCUCCUGUGACUGGAGACAACAAAUAACGUAUCUUUAGUACACUGGUUUGACAGAAAAUGCAUAAAUUUCAUGUCAACAUAUGCUCGUGUUGAGCCCAUGGCAACAUGUACACGCUAUUCUGCAUCUGAAAGGAAAUUAAUUGAUGUACCUAGACCUUACAUAGUGGAAAAGUACAACAAACAUAUGGGGGGCGUGGACCUUGCUGACACGUAUACUGUAUCAACUUGAGGUCACGGAAGUGGUAUAUGCCCAUUUUGUACUGGUGUUUGUCUGUAGCAGUUGUCAAUGGAUGGCUACUCCACCGACAUCAUAUGGUCCAAUGUGGCAAAACCUCAGAGAUGUCACUCCUGCAGUUGCAAGCUAAUAUUGCUGCAGGUCUACUGCUUGUGGGGAAAUCAGCUUCCCAAAAGAAGAGAGGAAGACCAACUUCUGAAAUGUUGACAAGGACUCCUGCAGCAAAAAGGACUGCAUGUGCAGCUCCAGUUAUGGACGUGCGUUUUGAUGGGUUCGAACACUUUGCAGGUAUGAUAGAGAAGAAAGGUCGAUGUAAAGUUUACAUUAAGUCUACUACACAAAUUUUUUGCACCAAGUGUAAAGUGCAUCUGUGUCCCACAGUAAAUAAGAAGUGUUUUCACAUCUUUCAUGGAAUAUAAUGACUUCAUAAGGAGAAGAUACAACACCCACUGCUGUCUGACAAGAUACAUGAAAGUAAAACAGUGAAAUGUUUGCAGUACAAAAAUACAGAGUUGAAUUUGUUAAUUACUUGAAGGAAAAUUAGUCAUCACCACAUUGUCAAUAAUAAAAAUGCUGUGCAUAGACUUCUAAGCUGUAAAAUGUGAUGUAUAAACCAAUAUUUUGCUUAAAUGAACCAAUGUUUAUUGAAUUAUGUUUCUAUGAUGUCACUACCUGUA